Messenger RNA from Scutellospora calospora, 1675 nucleotides. NCBI's taxonomy places the organism in Eukaryota, Fungi, Glomeromycota, Glomeromycetes, Diversisporales, Gigasporaceae. The record is from the annotation of a GenBank genome assembly.
AACGUCUCAAAAUAAGGCAUUCAAUAGAGUCAAAUUAGUAUAUCUAGAUAAAAAAAUUGACUACUGGAAGUCAUAUGCUGCUAGGCAUGCAUUGGCAGUUUUACAUUAUAAUGAAGGGUAUACUCACUUAUUUUCUGAAAUCCGAGAAAUAUACUGUGGAAAACCUUUUGAAUCAGAAGAUAUAUAUAAUAUUAGUAUGAUAGAAAGUAGCUAUUCUGCCCAACAAAAAUUAAAUGUAGAAAAAAUUCGUGAGCAUAACCAAGCUAGGUCUGAUAAAUAUACCAAUGAAUAUAAGGAAUUGGUGGAAUUCGAUUUCGACAAGGAACUAGUACCAUAUAAAGAGAAAGUGCGAGAAUGGCUACUCAAUAAUGAGUUUUAUCCAUCCUUUGCUCUGUUGAUUGUAGACUUCAAUGUAACUAUAAGAUGUAUUGGAUGCCACAUUUUUAAAAAAUGCUUUAAGGAUGAAAGAGAUAAUGAAAUAUUGUAUGACGAAAUAGAUGUUGAAAUGUUACAAGAUGAUAAAAUAGAAAAUGAAAUGCAACAAGAUGCAAUAGAAAAUGAAAUAUUAGUAGAUAAAAUAGAAAAUGAAAUGCAACAAAGUGAAAUAAACCAACCUCAAGAUUUAGCCCAGUGUGUUAAAAUAAUUGCAGAAAACAUUUUUAAAUUUAAAUUUCCAAAACCAGAACAAGUAGAUACAAUAAAAUAUUAUAUAGAAGAUGAAAAAGAUACGCUUAUAAUUAUGAAAACUGGGACAAUUGAAUACGAAACGAAGAUUUUUGAAGAAAUAGCUCUUGGAUUCAUCUGUUUACUUUAUGUCACUCCUGAGAAGCUAUUACUUAAACAGUCACUCAUGAAAUUAUGUACUCUUACUGCAACUUUAUCUUAUGAUGAUGCAAUAGCUCUUCGGAAUGAUUUAAAUAUUGAUAAAAACAACUUUAGGGUUGUAAGGGAAAAUGAUUUAUCACAUCCAGAGCUAUGUUUCUCAGACUGUUUUGAAGUAUUUGAGGUGUUAGAUCAAAAGAUAGAAAAAAUAAUAGAUGUUUAUAACGGUCAAUUGCUAGAUAGUGAAAAGAAUAAUGUGAUAAAACGAUGGACUACAGGUCAAACACAUUUGAUGAUCACAAUAUCAGCCUUUAGGAUGGGUAUAGAUAUGCCCGAUGUUCAUCUAGAUAUUCGUACUAAUUAUUCUGUUAUUGCAAAUAAUAAAGAGAGUAAUGAAGAUUAUGAUGAACAAACAGCAACUAGAGAACUUUAUCUAGCCAAAGCACGACAUAAGUUAUUUGAGUUAGUAUCACAAUACCACACAUGGCCAAGUGAUCUGGUUCCACCAACUUGCAAUUCAUGUGAUAAUUGUAUUAGACGUGUAAAAGAUAAUGUAAAACAAGAUAAUGCGCUAACGGAUAUUUUAGACCUACUAAAUGUUGUUAAGGUAUUAUGUGAAAACAAUAAUAAGGCAAUUAUUCCUUUAGAUGUAGUCGAAGUUUUUUGUUGCUUAAAUAAUGCACGACUUCAAACAGAAUUAGCAUUAGCAGAUCUGGUUUGUCAUAAUUUUGUUAAACAAAGUAUUUUGCUAGAAAGAAAGACUAGCACGGCUUAUCUAAUAUGCAGUGUAGUAAUAGAAGGGAUAAUAAAGAAGGCAGAUUUGCUUGUACUAACAAAAACUUGGUUAUAUUAG